GCCAUUGUGACAGGGAUGGCGACGACUGCCAUCGGUGCCCUCUCGAAAAAACUGUCAGACGUUGUCUCGUCAGAGAUCAACAUGCCCGGAAUGGUCCGUCAAGAUGUCCGGGUCAUCGAAGCUGAGCUCAGUAAAAUGAAAGCCUUCCUGUGGAGUGCGGAUGCAAAGGUGGCGACCAAUGCUGAGGUGAAAGCAUGGGUCAAACAAGUGAAUGAAUUGGCCUAUGACACCGAGGACCUCAUCGAUGAAUUCAAAGUUCACAUAGCCCGGCCUCGCCGCCGUGGCGUCAGGGGCUUUUUUUAUAAUAUCAUUCAGCUGAUCAAGAAAUGGAGAGAGCUGCACGAGAUUCACAACCACCUACAACUCAUCAAGGAAAAAAUUAAACGUGCCCAGGAAGGUCCUACACACUUCGGUCUCCACCCAGUCCCUCAAGUCCCUCCCAGCACAAGCACCACAGAGGAGCCACAUGUUCUAGGACAGCUACAAGCUCUCUUCGUCGAGGAAAGAGAACUCGUGGGCAUCGACGAGCCAAGAAAUCAUUUGAUCCGGUGGUUGCUGGAAGGAAGCAAGUCCCUGAGAGUGAUCUCGGUGGUCGCCAUGGGUGGCAUGGGCAAGACUGCCCUUGUCAAGAAGGUUUAUGAUAGCCCGGCGGUGAGGAUCCAUGGAUUCUUUGAUUGCCAUGUCUGGAUCACUUUGUCGCAAAAUUGGGAUUUCAAAAUCCUGCUAAGAGACAUGAUCAAACAACUCUCCGCUCAAGUAGAGGAAGACCCAACAACUGUCGUUGAGGUCCGCCGAGGCCCUCCUUCCCUCCUGGAACCUUAUAUUUCUAUCAGAGAAAGAAGAGAAAUGCAGAAACGGAUGGAGAUAGAGGCAGCAAACGAGUCUCGCCUCAUCCAAAUGCUCCGAGACCAUCUCAAAAAUAAGAGGUACGUGAUUGUUUUUGAUGAAUUAUGGAGCAAAGAAACAUGGGAGAGUAUAAAACUUGCAUUGCCUGAUAAUAAAUUUGGUAGCCGGGUUGUGAUAACAACACGGCAUACAGAUAUUGCUGCUACUGCCUCUUCUCUUUAUUGUACACAAGAUGAUGCUCUUGUGUACAAUCUCCCACCUUUGACCCUACACGAUUCUUGGACUCUGUUUUGCAUGAGAUCCUUCGGAUCAAAAGAUAAUUGCCCCCCAACGUUGAAGGAUCUGACUGAACAAAUUGUGAAGAAGUGCGGGGGGUUGCCGCUUGCCAUUGUGACAAUCAGUGGCCUACUGGCAACCAAGCCUAAGACUGUCGAACAAUGGAGGAAAUUGCAUGACCGUCUUGGGUCUGAAAUGGAGACCGAACCCACCCUUGCAGUAAUGAAAAAGAUACUGAGCCUUAGCUAUGAAGAUCUGCCCUACCAUCUCAAAUUGUGUUUCUUGUACCUUAGCAUAUUUCCAGAGGACUACACCAUCAGGCGCAGUCGUCUGGAAAGGCUGUGGAUGGGUGAAGGGUUCGUCAAUGCGACGCAUGAGAUAACGGUGGAGGACAUGGCAGAUGAAUACUUCGACGAGCUUGUCAAAAGGAGCAUUAUCCAAGUGACGGAAACCGACCCUUCAGGAAGGGCAAGGAGCUGCAAAGUUCAUGAUAUAAUGCGCGAGGUCAUAAUUUCAAAGUCCAGGGAGGAGGACUUCUUCUACUCAAUCGUUGGUCCAAGCUCACCAAGGCCAAGAAUUGAUAAAGUCCGUCGGCUAACAACCCAGUGUGAUGUGAACCAGCCACUAAAUGUAAGCUUAGCUCAUCUUCGGUCGCUGAUCUUGUUUAGUGUUUUUGUGUCGUCCAGUUUGAAAUCUGCCAAAUUGCUAAGGGUGCUGGAUGUGGAGCGCCAGGAUAUAGGCCAUCGUUUUAUGCCGCACGGCAGUCAAUUGCAGCAUUUGAGGUACCUAAACCUGAGGGGCACUCGGCGUGCUCAGCUCCCAGAGGCCCUGAGUAUGCUGCAAAGCCUCGAAAUGCUAGAUCUCCGAGACUCAUCCAUCUACGAGCUGCCUGCUGGAAUCGUCAAGCUUCGACGGCUGCGGUAUCUUGCUGUUUAUUCCUCACAAAGAAUCACUGCAACAAUGGGGGCUCCGAGAAGGCAAGGCGCACCGAUGCCCAAAGGAAUUGGUGGACUGGGAGAGCUUUGCACUCUUGUUCUGGCCAAUGCCGAACCGGGCUUCAUAGAGGAGCUGGAGGGCAUGCAACAACUGCGAAGGCUGGGCGUGGCGCGGCUCACCAUGGAGAAUGAACCCCGUUUCUGGGAUGCCAUUCAGAAGCUGAGCCGCCUCCGUUCGCUAACAGCCGACUCGAAAGAGGACAAUCUGAUGAGCUCUAUAGGAUCCUUGGGCCAGCUGCCGUCGCUGCUACGAAGCCUCAAGUUGUAUGGCCUCGUUAUGGAGAAAUUGCCGGGCCACCUUGAGUCGUUGAAACACCUGGCCAAGAUGGUCCUUAGUGGAACCAAAUUAGCGGCCGACCCUUUCCCUCUCCUUCAGUCACUUCCAAGCUUGUCGGAGCUCCGGCUUCACAAGGAUGCGUACGUGGGGAAGGAGCUGCACUCUAGGAGAGGGUUCUCGAGGCUUAGAACAAUGCAUCUCAUGGACCUCGGCGAGCUGGAGGUGGUGACAGUGAAAGUAGAGGCGAUGCCCAUUGUGGAGAGCCUAAGGAUCAAAGGAUGCGGGAAAGGAUGGCCUACCGCGGGCCGUGUCGAUCUCCGAAUGGAAGGGCGCCGCGAGAGCCUCAUCGACAUCGACCGCGCGUGAUGUGCAGUGACCGAGGAAGUGGGAGAGGCCAAGGUCGAUGGCUCCAAGCCACCCAAGUGGGUGUAGAAACUCUUUGUUGUUUUCUGGUCUGCAGAGGAUUUGCUUCUUAUUUCGUGGGAAUGUAACAAGGCAUUGCAUGCCACCCUAUUUAUCGUACGUGUUUGGUGCCGGCAGAUAUUGUAUGCAUG
Messenger RNA from Phoenix dactylifera (date palm), 2948 nucleotides. The record is from RefSeq and is a predicted model, not a curated record. NCBI's taxonomy places the organism in Eukaryota, Viridiplantae, Streptophyta, Magnoliopsida, Arecales, Arecaceae.